Messenger RNA from Penicillium macrosclerotiorum, 1836 nucleotides. RefSeq lists its product as uncharacterized. The record is from RefSeq and is a predicted model, not a curated record. Gene Ontology annotation, molecular function: DNA-binding transcription factor activity, RNA polymerase II-specific; zinc ion binding. Gene Ontology annotation, biological process: regulation of DNA-templated transcription. Gene Ontology annotation, cellular component: nucleus. The transcript has 4 exons. The coding region runs from base 1 to 1836 and encodes 611 amino acids. Lineage: Eukaryota; Fungi; Ascomycota; Eurotiomycetes; Eurotiales; Aspergillaceae.
AUGCUUACAGGGCCCCGAAGACGCCAUAAUGGCCAACCGCAGGCCUGCGAACCAUGUCGCAAGGCCAAAGUUCGCUGUGAUCAUUCCAGUCCGAAGUGCGCGCGCUGUGUCUUGCGCAGCCUGACUUGCGUCUAUCACCCAGCUCCUAUGACCAAACGCCGCCCGCCGACCUCUCCGACAACAUCAAGUUUCGACGCUGUUCGAGCUACAAACAUAGAAGCUAUUUUCAAUACCCCCAGCGACACACAAAUGCGUGUUGAACCUCAAGUAGGUGCAGAACCCUCUCCCUCUGUUGCAGAUCCUGGCUCCGCUGCGAGUUCGGGUCUAGUCGCUCGUUCCCAUGCAUCAAAUACAUCGAAACGGAAUACGCUCUUCCGGAAGGAAAUGGGACAUAAUGAGACAACACGGUUCUCUGCUGUCUUUUUAGAAAAUAAAGACAGCUUUGGCCCAGUGAUUCUCGAUGCCACGAGCUCCAAUGAGAUGCUAGAACAUGAGCCUAAUGUCACUUCGCCUCGCCUCGAGUUGGCCGUCAGGACGCUUCUUAACUUCCCUACAGCUCGUACAUGUGAUAUGUUAUUGACAAGCAUUCAUAAUAUUUAUGACCCCUGGGUAUCUCCAACUAUGAUCAAACAGUGUUUGGACCAAAUAUGGAUCGAAUAUGGUAGGGAUCUGGAAGGUCGUCGAACGCAUGAAUCCGUGUUGAGAAUGGCGAACGAUCUCCUCAUAAAUGACAAAAAACUUAAUCCUAUCUCGGAAAAUGAUAGUGACGGCAGUUUUGAACCUUCUGGUUGGAUGAAUUGGUUUAGUGGACCGUACUUGAGAUGGGAAAUGAUUGGGAUUAUCUUCAGCUGGGCUGGAAUGGCUUUCCGACACAGACAAGAAUGGGAUCCAGUUUUUGAUCUACCUGAACAGCAUGGGCGAAAUCGCAACACAGCUGCAGAAAAUAUGAGAGAGUGCACUGCGGCAUGUUUGAAGCUUUGCCAGGAGAAUCUUGAAAUCAGUGAUCUCCUGGUCAUUUGCAUGAAGAAUAGUAGCCGUCUGCAAAGCAUCAUUAUCAGUGACGAGAGCGAUCGUAUACUGGUCGACUUUGGCACUGUUCGCAGUGCUUUCAUAACUGCAGGAUUACACCGUCUGGGCCCGCUCAAGGAAGUAACACCAUUCUCGCAACACCGAGCAUCAGUCGCCUCAUCUAUGUACUACUACGACAAAUGCCACAGCCUUUUUAAUGCUCGGCCGCCCAUGCUGAUUUCCCGUUAUUGUAAAUGUCCACUUCCGCUCGAUCUAUCAGAAGAAGAUAUUUAUGGUGGUCGAGAGCGACUGGCAGCGGCUGUUGCCAAACUUGAUUCGAAUGGCUGGAACCGUGAUGGGAAUAUCUUCACAGCUAGCUGGCUUCGAGCGCUUGCGAUGCUAAGUCCCAUUCGAGAGGGCAUUCUGGAACUUUCACUGAGUGUGGGCAUACAAUUUACCAAAUCCCAAGUCGAGGAUCUCAUCUUCAAAUUAGAAAAAAUAGUGAUUUCGUAUCCUCCACAUAUUCAGUAUCACGGUGACUCUGACUGGUCCCUGAAAUCAAUGUUGUACCCACAUGGGCGAAGUGCUCACGACAUCUACAUUACUACUCGCAUUCAUCUCGAUGUAUUGCAAUGUCAAUUUCUGUUACAACGCCUUCUUGUUUCACGACAAUUUUGUGGCGGUCAAGAUUUAUUCGAUGUUGCGCAAGAGACAAUGUCUGUUAUUCUGACUCUCUGGCUUAAGCGGGAUCAACUACCGGAGCUGUAUCAUACGGCAUGCCCUGUGCCGGAAUCUUAUGCCUGGAGCUCCUUCGGGCGACUAACCUAG